Molecule: messenger RNA, 671 nt
Organism: Drosophila takahashii
Lineage: Eukaryota; Metazoa; Arthropoda; Insecta; Diptera; Drosophilidae
Product: lysozyme
Molecular function (GO): lysozyme activity
Source: RefSeq, a predicted model, not a curated record
UCUAGAAAUUGCAUUUUAAAACAUAUUUUUCGGACAAAAGUACUGCUCAUAAUGGCUGCCAACAAACUGUGCUGCACUUUAGCUAUCGGCGCUCUAUUGUGCCUGGGAUUCGCGGCUCUCAUUCAAGCUCAGGAUAAGCCGGUAACUGAUGUGUGCCUGGGAUGCAUCUGCGAGGCCAUCAGUGGAUGCAACCAGACCCGUUACUGUGGCGGCGGAGUCUGUGGCCUGUUUCGCAUCACAUGGGCUUACUGGUCUGACGGCGGCAAGCUGACCUUGGGCAACGAGAGUCCCCAGUCGGAGGAAGCCUAUGCCAACUGCGUGAACGAUCCUUAUUGCGCCGCCAAUACGAUCCAGAAUUACAUGACCAAGUUCGGUCAGGACUGCAAUAAUGAUAACGCUAUCGAUUGCUACGACUUUGCUGCUAUCCACAAGUUGGGCGGCUACGGCUGCAAGGGCGAGCUGAGCUACCAGUACCAGACGCAGCUGACCAACUGCCUCAAUUCGUUCCAGCAUAUCGACGUUCGCAACAGCAAAUAAUCCCAUUAUCUUGCUAAAUUUAUGUUCUAAUUAAAAUUAAAUAUUGUAAUAAUUAAUAAUUUAUGGCAAUGCAUUUGAGUUCGAUUAAGAUUGCGCUAUUGAGAUUGAUAAUAAAUGACAUUACGAAAAGGGAA